CCAAUUCGCUGUCCAUGCUAUGGCAAGCUCCACGAUCGGCAGCUAUAGCUUUCAUUCUGACGACUUUAUAGGGUUGCGCACCGAGUUCCAAUUCGAGAAUGUCCUACGACGUGCCCCACCACAACUGCCGUGGACCCUGAUUAGCAAUGAAGUCAUCGACGUGACAUUUCUAAUCACGACGCGUUUCUAGAAGAUCAACAUCAGACCUCUUUAUGAAAUUCGAAGUCUCGCAGAAAUACUCACGCAUACGACUACCAACAUGUUAGCCCUCACCAGCGCGACAGGCAAGCUCGGCGGCGCCGUGCUGAACGCCAUUCUCGACAACAAGCUCAUUGACCCAAAGGAGCUUGUAGUAUGCACAUCAAGUGACCCAAGUUCCGAGCGCUUCUCCUCCCUCCGCGCCCAAUCCAUCACCCUGCGGCAGGCCAACUUCGAUGACCCCUCCUCCCUCGCUACCGCCUACAAAGGAUGCUCAUCCUUAUUCCUCGUUUCCACGCCCCGCAUAGAAAUGGAUUACAACAAUGCGCCCCUCUGGCACGGCCGCGAGGCGCACCACCGCGCCGCCAUCGACGCUGCCUUGCAAGCAGGCGUGCAGCACAUCUACUACACCUCGCUCGCUUUCGCGAACCCCUCUAAAGCCGGUGUCAUGCGGGCUCAUAUUCGUACGGAAAAAUAUCUCGCGGACUUGGCGAAAGAAGAAAAGUGCACAUAUACGGUGCUCAGGGAAGGAUUGUAUAACGAGAGUUGGCCGUUAUAUUUCGGAUACUAUUUUGGGCUAAAGGAGGAGACAAGGAAGGAGGUGAUUGUCGCCGGGGACGGCAAGGUGAGUUGGACGAGUAUACCUGAUAUGGCGUUUUCCACGGCGAAAGUACUCGCGGCGCCGCGCGAGCAAUGGGCUGGAAAGACGUUUUAUCUGUCGCAGAAGCAAUCUCAUUCGCUGAGUGAUAUUGCGCGCAUUGUGAGUAAAGUACGAGGCGAGGAGGUUAAGCUCAAGGUUGUGAGUAGGAAGGAGUAUGAGGAUUACUAUGUUAGCGAGAAGGGCAUGGAGAGGCCGAGUGUGGAGUGGUGGAGCAGUACGUAUGAUGCGUUGAAAGAAGGGGAAUGCGAGAUUGAUGAUGGUACGUUGGAGGCGUUGCUGAAGGAGGCGGGGAGGACGCCGACGGGGUUGGAAGAGACGAUUAAGGAGAUGUUAACGUAGGGUUGUGGAUAGUCGGGUAAUAUGUACUCAUUCUUCGUCUUCAUGAUCGGUAUCUACUCAUACAGCAUGUACAU
Alternaria rosae is the source of this 1272-nucleotide messenger RNA. RefSeq lists its product as uncharacterized. Bases 260 to 1198 code for a protein of 312 amino acids. The record is from RefSeq and is a predicted model, not a curated record. The transcript is spliced from 2 exons. Lineage: Eukaryota; Fungi; Ascomycota; Dothideomycetes; Pleosporales; Pleosporaceae.